Xyrichtys novacula (pearly razorfish) is the source of this 7562-nucleotide messenger RNA. NCBI's taxonomy places the organism in Eukaryota, Metazoa, Chordata, Actinopteri, Labriformes, Labridae. The record is from the annotation of a GenBank genome assembly.
CCGACUCACACAGUCUUAGACCUGAACGAGGGAGCUCACCGGGAAUAACCUGGCAGGACAAGAGGAUGUGGUGCAGCCAAAUGGAUAUUUAAAGUUCACUUUUCUUCUUCUUUUCUGUUACCAGCAGAGGUUUUCUGGUGAUACUGGUGGACUUAGUCUAGUUCAACUAUUUUACAAUACUUAGCCUGUUUUAUUUGAUCAUUCUGUGCCAAAUUGAUCCAUAUUACGCACAUGACUUCGUGUUUUCCUAAGGCGCACCUGUUUGCCACUGGAGGGACAAGGACAGUAAAAGACAAGUUCUUUAUUUACCUUUGAACAAGAGGACUACAGUGUCUGAUGGGAGUAGACUAUGGCCUGAUUUUUAAUGCAAAAACGUGUGUUGACUGCUGUUUGAAGUGGUGAAGGGACUCAUUUCCACUCAUUUCUACAAGGUGACAGAGAGUCUCCAAGUCGAUAGUUUUGCACUUACUGUGUGAAGUGUGGAUGCUGUCGGAACUGUGAACAGGGCAGUGCGUUAACAGCAGCUGUCAAACUCAUGGGUCCCUCCUGCCCCCCGGGCGACUGGGAGCUCUGCUGAGGUCUGUACUGCGCAUGUCAGAGAGCCGGACAGCACCAGAGAGGGAAAUUUAAAAACGGUUUUUGGAGAAUCAAGUGCAACAACAGAGAAAUACAGUACAGGGGCUCACGACCGGCUCACACAUCCUUCAUUAUCAUCAAAAAAGGUAAAUUUCUAAAUCUUUUUCUUUUCUCAUUGUGCAUCAUUCUGUAAUCUUUGUUUGGGAUGUGGAUUGUAGUGGAAAAAUAGUAUUUUAAUUACUUUAAGUGAUCUAUACAUGGGCAUGCUAGAUGAGAUAGAAAUGUAAACCUCAGCUGAGUAAACUCUUAUGUAAACCUUUUAACAGAAUGCUAAUGCAAAACAAGCUUAUUCUAUUUUUGUGUUUGAGAAAUUUUAUUGAAGUAAUAAGAAACAAAGAUUUUCACCUGUUAAAUGUGCAACAGCUACCACAAAGAAAUAAUAAUUCUUAAUAUAUUUUUUACUUAUUCUUUUAAUUGAUCCUCAACUUCUUUUUAUGAUUGAUUUAAAGAUUAGUUAAAAAAAAAAAAGGUUUGCUCUUUGUUAAACAUCUUUUUUUUCUGUAUUUGCAGAAGAGCAAAAACUGGUCUACUCUGUACUUCAUCUUAGCUUGAGUAUAUCAGAUUUACUAUUAUUAUUUUUAAUCUAAUGCCUUUAAUUUUGUUGAUUUUAUCACAGAGGUACCACACAUCCCAGGAAAUGAUAGAAGGUGGAAUCACAUCCAGGAUGUCGGGAAUUAUUGAGAAUGCCGGGCAUCAUCCGUCUCCACAAGACUACAGGUAAGACCUGUGAUUUAAAAUUAAUGUGAAGAGAUGCAAUUACUUAACUUUCCAACAUUUCACAAUGUGUUAUUUCUGUUUGACAUCGUCAAAAGCAUUCAGGAUCAAGUUUGAGCUGCCUCAAUAGAUAAAAGGCAUAUUUUCAUAAACCAAACCCUUUAAGGUGUCUCCAGAGUGGUCAUGGAACAAAUUGCCUAACCCCACUAUGUUUCAUCUAAAGGUAGAUGGACAGCUCUUUUUGUGUAUGGGGGGUUUCAUGAAAAAAAUCCUAAGGAAUAAAUGAUUUUCAGUCUGAAUGGAUCUGUCAGAAACCAUCAGCUCUGUUUACACUCCCGCUGUCGGCACACGGAGAGCCUGAGCCUCUUGGCCUGCCGACUCAGGGGGAGAUGGGGUGCUCUGGGUCACCAGUAUGCACAAGUGGCUCCCAAUUAGAAGAACUGUGAGGGAGGGAGAGAGGGAGGGAGAAGGGAGGCACAAUAUUUAGUGUUGUUGAGCCCCUGAAAAGGCUGGGAUGAUACAUGGAGACACCAGCUCAACAUGUUUUGCAUCAGUGAACAAUUUCUAAGCUGCUGGUAGAAGGGAGUGGGGGUAGGAAUAAUGUCCAGGGUGUUGUCUGUUCCUUAGUUUACACCAGUUAUUGUCAAAUUUUGUAAUGAAUGAAUAGUUGUAAUUUUGGGUAGAUUUGACGGUGUGAAAAAUGGCAUUUUUAAUUUUUUUUAUUUUUGUGAUUUUCUUGGGGAUUUUUUUUUUUUUUGCAGUAAUUCUAUCAAACAUUUAAUUGGGUGAAGACUUUUAGCUUGUUUUGCUUAAGAAUUACUUUUUUUUCCUGAAUUGAAUUAAACUAACACUAACAAGCUUAGGUUCUGCACAGAAACAUCUCAAAACUGUUUGUUUAAAAAGAGUCAUUACUCUAAGUUGUGUAUUGGCACACUCAAGACGUUUCAGGAAGUGUGCUGCUGAUUUCUGGUCACAGUGAUGUCACUAAUUCAGAUGGCAGACACACAGUCCUGACCUCAAACUACAUUUGCACUACCUCUUGCCCUAGGCUCUGUUGGCUCCCUGUUUAGGGAGAACUGAGGGGGGGUGGUGGUGGGGUGAUGUUGGGGCAGCAGGGAGGACAGAGGCUGGAAAGGGACAGGGAAGCAGAUGGCAUCCUAUUUGUCCCUCUUAUGUGAGGCCUGUCAUUCCAACAGAUUAAUGCAAGGGCUGGCUAAAGAAAAGAAGACGACAGAGACAAUCAAGGAAGGGUCUGGGGAAGACAAUAGAGCCACGUGCCACUGGGCAGAUUUGUCGUUUGGGACACAAUAGGUGAUCAUUUUUCAAUAGACAAGGCCAACUGUUGCAGGCAACAUGUGCUGCUGUCCCAUGUUUCAAACGAUCUCAUGCGUUGUUUACUUAUGAUUCAGCCAAUGGUUAGGGCCAGAUCCUGGUCACCUGACACACGGUUGAUUUUUUAAUAGGAGAUUUGGUGUGUAUGCAUGAGGGGGGGGGGGUCUACUCCUGCACUGUCCGCAGACUUGAAAAGUAACUGAAUAGUGCGUGUUGUCAUAGCGACCCCAAUUACUAAACCCUUGCACAGUAAGUGUGAGUGCAGAGCAAACUGGAGAGGAUUCAAGAGGAUUCCUCUCUUUUCUUUAUUUCUCGUUGGGGCUCACUAAUAAAUCCGUAGUGACUAAAACUGACUGGGUUUAACAGAAAUCAAAUAUUCCAUCUUUUCUCUUUACCAAAUUAUUGGUCUCACACAAAUGCAACUUUAUUUGUUUAUUAUUUUCUCAAAUUUGUUUUGCUUUAGUAUGAAUUACAGGUUAAAAAAAAGACCUGUGAAAAAAAAGGAACAGUUUUGACGGAUGAUUUCCUCUGAAUGGAAAGCUUGUUUAACUCCCUCAUUGUUGAUUAAAACUGUCACCACUAAAUAACACUUGUAGUUAAUCUUCUUACGGUAAAUCCUGGACGGCAUGGCAAACACCCGACCCUGGCUGAGCAGCUUCCAUCCAUCCAUUUUCAGACUCAUUACAGUGGUUUUGACAUUUUGAAGAACUCGAUGUUAUGUCAAGUGUUUACAUUUAAAUUCUACUUGGGGUCUAAGUGAGUUUAAACUGACAAUCCUGUAACACCCCACCCCACCCCUCCCUUCUCUUCUGCAGGCUUUUGACCACAGACCCCUCCCAGCUGAGAGAGGAGGACCUCCCUGGGGACCUGCAGUCUCUGUCAUGGCUCACCUCUGUGGAUGUGCCCCGACUACAACAGAUGGCUGAUAGUAGAGGCCACAAUAACGGGCCUUCUCAGGGCAGCCUUCUGGAGCAACAGACAGGUAAGGUGACAGUGAGGGGACAGUAACAUUCAAAAACUGCACUCUCUCUGAUUGGAUGAAUCAGGGCGGCUACAUUCCUCUAAAAUUUUAGUCCCUGGAGCUAUAACCAAAGUUUCAUGAGAAUAUCCUCAGAGACAAAGAGACUACAGGGUUAACAUUUAUGUCACUGGCUAUAAUUAACCCUAAUCUGAGAAAAUUAAUCCACUCAUGUCUGGUGAGGUUUUAGCCAUAAUGUUUAACUCUUAUUGAUCAACAGAGCAGAAGGUCAAACAAAUGCACACAUAAAACUUGAAUUUUGACAUCCUCAGACAUCAUGAAAUGAAAAAACAAAACAAAACAAGAAUAAGCAGUUUGAUUGAAAGAAACUUUAAAUCUGUGAAUGGCAGCGAUGAAAACUAAUUAUAUUAACUCAUGGUGUGUUUAUUGAAUAUAUUGUCGUGCAUAUUUACAUUCUGAUUAGCUUUUAAAAUCAGUUCUUUUACUUUAGAGUUUUUUAAUGAAAAAUAUUGCACUUAGCUGCAUUAUGCAUAACCUUAGUAACUGAGUAAUAAAAAUAUCCUUUUUUUCAGCAACUGCAUGACAGCCAGUGGAUUAGAAGACAUUUAUACUUCCAAACACUCAAAUCUUACUGAGUGACUUUGUCUCAUUUGUCUUAAUGAGUCAAAUAAGUCUCACUAAAAUGUUUUAUUACAGUUAAUUGACAGACUCAGCUCAACUCAACUCAACAUUUAGAGAUCUUUCAAGCCCAAACCAUCUUCAUUAGUUCCUUAAAAUAAUUAUUUCAUCUUGUUUAAAUAAACUUAUCAAGAUAAUUUCGCCUGUUGCCGUAGCAGCCAUUUUUAUUCUUACAGUCAACUUAUCUGACCUUAUCUGUGGCUCCUGAUAACAAGCCUUUCUGUACAGUCAGCCAUGACUGUACUGUAGAGGGACCAUCUGACCAAAGCUGUAGUAAAAAAAGACAAAAAAAGAGAAUAACUUUGGCCUAAAUAGGUGCAGAGUCAACUCAUUUAACAUAAUAAUGCUGUCGAUAUUGCUAAAACAAUUUGUUUGGGAAAAUAUGCCUUUACACACAAUCUGGGGCAUAUCUUACAACCCUACCCCCAUACCAUUGGUUAAAGUACAUAGUACAUUUUUUAUAAAGUCCCUUUUACCUUUACAUCAGUAGAUUAACAAACAGGUGGUUUUACUUUAACUAAAGUAACGGUACUUUUACCCAACUAGAAUAUUUAAGUUCAUUUCUCAAAGUUAAAAGUCUUUGUGUUCCUACUCACAGCUCAGCUGAGUAACAUGACAAUGACGGCGGGUCAAGGCUCCAUGCUCCACCUCCAGAGCAACAUGCAGCACAGCCCUCUGGGAAUCAGCAUCAUCAACACCCACAGCGGAAGUGUGAGUUUCAAAGCAAUGACAAGGGGGGAAAAAAAACUGUAUGAUGCUUUAGUUGUUGAUUGUAAAGCAUGACUUGUGUGUUUUACAGAUGUCUCCAUUCUCCAUGAAUGGGCUGCCCUCUCCAGGGUACCAGUGCCCUACCUCAGUCUAUCAGCCAACACCCCAGCAGGUGUACUCUCUAACCCAAACUGGACAACAGGUACCUAGUUGUGAUCCAUAGAAUAUCAAGGAUGUAGUAUUCCUCUGACUAAAUGUCUUCAUAAUCUAAUCCUUACUACUUUAAUCCCAACUCAGUCCUUGUUCUUCUAUAUUUGUCAUUGUCAUCUAAUUCUGUUAUUGGUGCUACUUGAUAAAAACUGUUAACAUUGAACAACCCUUUUCUCUUUUUUUUUUUAGUGUUCAACCGGUGGGCUUUAUAGUAACGUCUCCUUCAACAACCAAAGUCUAUUCACACAACCUCGCCUGGCUCCCCAGGACCAGGAGCUGCAGCCCAAGUCUUUCCCCAAGCCUAUCUAUUCCUACAGGUCAGACCUGUUACCUGCUUAGCAAAGUUUAAAACACCUGAAUAACCUUUUAACAACAUUCGAAUAACUAUUUAAUUCUUGGUAUUUUCAGCUGUUUGAUCGCAAUGGCUUUAAAGAACAGCAAAACUGGCAGUCUCCCCGUCAGUGAAAUCUAUAGCUUUAUGAAGGAACACUUUCCCUAUUUCAAGGUAUGAGUCUCUGAAAACGUCACAAAAAGCUGGUUAGAAAAUAAAAAAAGAAGUGAUUAUUUACGACUCUUCUUCCUGCAGACUGCACCUGAUGGAUGGAAGAACUCCGUCAGACACAAUCUGUCCUUAAACAAAUGCUUUGAGAAAGUGGAGAAUAAGACAAGCAGCUCCUCCCGUAAGGGCUGUCUGUGGGCGCUGAACCCUGCAAAGAUUGACAAGAUGGAGGAAGAGAUGCAGAAGUGGAAACGCAAGGACCUCCCAGCCAUCCGCCGCAGCAUGGCUAACCCUGGUUAGACUUUUAUCUUUAAAUGUAUAAGGUUAGCUAACCCAAAAUUAAAAAGAUAUGCUCUCAUGCUCUUUGUGUGUCUUUUCUUUCUCAGACGAGUUGGAUAAACUGAUCACAGACCGCCCAGAGAACUGUAGACGUAAGGUAUUAGAGCCCGGUAUGACACGGUUGCCCAGCUGUCCCACAGGCCUCCCGCUGUCUGUCCCACCCCAGAUGCAGCCUCAGCCUAUAGUCACUCUGUCCCUGCCGUGUUUGCCCCUACACCAGCACCACCAGCUCCAGGCUCAGCUCCAAGCUCAGGCUCGCCUCAGCCCUAUGUCCCCUGCCCCAGCUCAGACUCCCCCCCUCCACACGGUCCCAGACCUUUCCCACAGUCCCCUGACCCAGCAGUCCAGCAAGCCGCCAGACGAUUUCUACAGUGUGCACAAUGACACACACACAGAGGUGGACGCACUGGACCCCAGCAUCAUGGACUUUGCUCUUCAAGGUUGAUAAAUACUCUACAUUAAGAAUUUUUAUUUUUUACUAGAAAUUUAAAGAGAUUUUGUGUUUUCAUACCUUCCCUAUCUAUCUGUUCAGGUAACCUGUGGGAGGAAAUGAAGGACGACAGCUUUAACCUGGAUGCUUUGGGCACCUUCAGUAACUCCCCUCUCCGGCUAUCAGACUGUGACUUGGGAACAGCCAACCUCCCUAACGCCUCCAACGGCACAAACCUGUCACUGUCAGAUGUGCAAGUGACAGGUCUCUACACCUCCUACACCUCUCAAGAUUCCCUGUCUUCCCAGUGUAUGGGCGCUCCCACCAACAGCAAGCCCAUCGCUCUGUUAUAAACUUGAUUUUGUUGUGGAUAUCUGAGGAUGCCAACUGAAGACACCUGAUCAAAACUUUUAUUCUUUUUGCUUCUGAAAGUACAAAUCAAUCUUUAUUUUUCAGUCAGCUGCAUCUUGAAAAUCACGUAACUUACAGCCUACAGGAAAACCGCUCUCCUCAUCAAGAGCUUAAAAAGCCGAUAAACACAGAAGUGUCUGUAAGGAAACAUAUGUAAGAAUUUUAAUAUCAAGCUUUGCUAAGCAAAGACUCAAAGCCUGUAUGAGUACAAAGACUAUGUGGAGACGUUUGUGUGAAUUAGCAUCCAUCAGUUUUUUCUACUGUCCACUCGAUCAUUCUUUAGCUCUCUGUCCCUGUCUCUUGUUGUACUGUGCUAGAUUAUUGCUGUGAUGUUAUAUUUAUAUUUAUAAAAGGCAGCUGGAGAAGGUGAUGACUCUAUCUUUUGCUGUAUAUAUUUGAAUGUUUCAAACUGCUAUUGCCAGAGAAAGCUUUCUUUUGACUGGAUUUACCCUCUUCAGCCCAAAAGUCCAACAUGUGCCGACACUGUGAAUGACACAGAUUUGACGUAUUAUUAUGCUUUUACACACUCGGAUUAACGUGUCUCCAAGCCACAUGUCUCAUAUGUUCAUUAACUUGAUCAUAAUAAAAAAAAUCAAAUGGGUAAAUAAAUUUUUUUUUGCCAAAAA